GGCGAGAAGGCAGGCCCCCGGCGGCCCGGCCGCGGAGUCCCGGGCGGUCGCGAAGAGGGUUAACCCAGUGUCGGGCGGCGCGGCUCGCAGAGCCAGCCCCGCGGCCGGCUUAUUGGGCCAGCGCGCGGAGAGACAGGGGUCUGCAGCAAAUCACAAACUAAUUGAUUAAGGCGAGCGGGUUUGAAUAGCGCUGGCCCGGUGCCAAUCGCCUUUCAAAGAGCCCCUCUAUGAUUAAUCGCAAUGCAUUAUUGAUAAUCAUAAUUAUAGCAGGACACAUGCGCGCUGCGCCCGGGGCCGGGGAGCCGGGGAGGGGGCGGGCGGGCCGGCGGGCGGGGGGAGCCGCCGCCGCCGCCGCCGCUCGAUUUCCGUAAUUUUGAGAAGAUUUUUUUUUAGUAAUUUUUUAUUCUGCCCCAGCUGAUGUUUGAGCCAGCAUGUCGCGGAGGAAGCAAGCGAAGCCUCAACAUUUCCAAUCCGACCCCGAAGUGGCCUCGCUCCCCCGGCGAGAUGGAGACACAGAGAAGGGUCAACCCAACCGCACCACUAAGAGCAAGGAUGCCCACGUCUGCGGCCGGUGCUGCGCCGAGUUCUUCGAAUUGUCAGAUCUUCUGCUCCACAAGAAGAACUGUACUAAAAAUCAAUUAGUUCUCAUCGUAAAUGAAAGUCCAGCCUCCCCACCUGAAACCUUCUCAAGCCCCAGCCCCCCUCCUGAUCAUCCCCAGGAACAAAUGAAUGACACGUCUAACAAAACAGAGCAAGCAGAGUGCAGCGACCUGGCGGAAGCCCAGGCACCGGCCAGGGACGAGUCCAUGGAGGUGGAGGCCCCGGCAGCUCCCAAAGGCACCAGUGGGCCCCUGAGCGGCGGUGGGGACGGCAGCGUCCCCCCUAGCUGCAGCAGCAGCAGCAGCUCCGGGGCAGGUACCUCAGCGAUCACAACCUCUCUACCUCAACUCGGGGACCUGACAACACUGGGCAACUUCUCCGUGAUCAACAGCAACGUCAUCAUCGAGAACCUCCAGAGCACCAAGGUGGCGGUGGCCCAGUUCUCCCAGGAAGCGAGGUGCAGUGGAGCCUCGGGGGGCAAGCUGGCCGUCCCGGCCCUGAUGGAGCAGCUCUUAGCUCUGCAGCAGCAGCAGAUCCACCAGCUGCAACUGAUCGAACAGAUUCGUCACCAAAUAUUGCUGCUGGCUUCUCAGAACGCAGACCUGCCAACCUCUUCCAGCCCUUCCCCAGGUACUUUACGAACAUCUGCCAACCCCUUGUCCACCCUCAGUUCCCAUUUAUCUCAGCAGCUGGCUGCGGCAGCUGGGUUAGCACAGAGCCUCGCGAGCCAAUCUGCCAGCAUCAGCGGUGUGAAACAGCUCCCCCCCAUCCAGCUACCUCAGAGCAGUUCCGGCAACACCAUUGCCCCCCCACACAGCGGCUCUUCCCCCAACGUUCACAUAUUGGCGGCGGCAGUUCCCACCCCAUCCUCGGAAAAAGUGGCUUCGAGCGCGGGCGCCUCCCACACCAGCAACCCCGCGGCCUCUGCCUCAUCCUCACCAGCUUUUGCAAUAAGCAGUCUGUUGAGUCCUGCAUCUAAUCCACUUCUACCUCAGCCGGCCCCCGCUAACUCGGUUUUCCCCAGCCCUUUGCCCAACAUUGGAACGACAGCAGAGGAUUUAAACCCCUUGUCCGCCUUGGCCCAGCAAAGAAAAAGCAAGCCACCAAAUGUCACCGCCUUCGAAGCCAAGAGCGCUUCAGAUGAGGCGUUCUUCAAACACAAGUGCAGGUUCUGUGCUAAGGUCUUCGGGAGCGACAGUGCCUUGCAGAUCCACCUUCGCUCCCACACCGGAGAGAGGCCAUUCAAGUGCAACAUCUGCGGGAACAGGUUCUCCACCAAGGGGAACCUCAAAGUCCACUUUCAGCGCCACAAAGAAAAGUAUCCUCACAUCCAGAUGAACCCCUACCCCGUGCCUGAGCAUUUGGACAACAUACCCACCAGUACCGGCAUCCCCUACGGCAUGUCCAUCCCUCCAGAAAAGCCGGUCACCAGCUGGCUAGACACCAAACCCGUCCUGCCCACCCUGACCACUUCUGUCGGCCUGCCGUUGCCCCCCACCCUCCCGAACCUCACCCCCUUCAUCAAGACCGAAGAGCCAGCCCCCAUCCCCAUCAGCCAUUCUGCCGCCAGCCCCCCGGGCUCCGUCACAAGCGACUCCGGGGCCCCCGAGCCGGCCGUGAGAAACCCAGGUGGGCUCCCGGAGGAAGCGGAAGGCCCCACUGCGCCCCCUUCCCGCGGCAAAAGCGAAGAGAGCGGUAUGGCCCCCAGCUCGGCCCCAGCCCCGAACGCCGGCGUGCUGAGCUCCCUAGCGUCUGACGGCGGUCCGGGCAGUGCCUCGACUUUCACCAACCCUCUGUUGCCGCUCAUGUCGGAGCAGUUCAAGGCGAAGUUUCCUUUUGGGGGCCUCUUGGACUCAGCCCAGGCCUCAGAGACAUCCAAGCUUCAGCAACUGGUCGAAAACAUUGACAAGAAGGCCACUGACCCCAAUGAGUGCAUCAUCUGCCACCGGGUCCUCAGUUGUCAGAGCGCCUUGAAGAUGCACUACCGCACCCACACCGGGGAGAGGCCCUUCAAGUGUAAGAUCUGCGGCCGGGCUUUCACCACGAAAGGGAACCUGAAGACCCACUAUAGCGUCCAUCGAGCUAUGCCCCCGCUCAGAGUCCAGCAUUCCUGCCCCAUCUGCCAGAAGAAGUUCACGAACGCCGUGGUCCUACAGCAGCACAUCCGAAUGCACAUGGGGGGCCAGAUCCCCAACACCCCGGUCCCUGACAGCUACCCCGAGUCCAUGGAGUCCGACACGGGCUCCUUUGAUGAGAAAAAUUUUGAUGACUUAGACACCUUCUCUGAUGAAAACAUGGAAGACUGUCCCGAGGGCAGCAUCCCGGACACGCCCAAGUCCGCAGACGCGUCCCAAGACAGCCUGUCUUCCUCGCCUUUGCCUCUAGAGAUGUCGAGCAUUGCCGCUUUGGAAAAUCAGAUGAAGAUGAUCAACGCCGGCCUGGCAGAGCAGCUGCAGGCCAGCCUGAAGUCAGUGGAGAACGGGUCAGUCGAGGGGGACGUCCUGACCAACGAUUCGUCCUCAGUGGGUGGGGACAUGGAAAGCCAAAGUGCAGGCAGCCCGGCUAUCUCAGAGUCUACCUCCUCCAUGCAGGCUCUGUCCCCAUCCAACAGCACCCAGGAAUUCCACAAGUCACCCAGUGCCGAGGAGAAGCCGCAGAGAGCAGGGGCAAGUGAGUUUGCCAAUGGUUUGUCUCCCGCCCCAGUGAAUGGUGGGGCUCUGGAUUUGACAUCUAGUCACACAGAGAAAAUCAUCAAAGAAGAUUCUUUGGGAAUCCUCUUUCCUUUCAGAGACCGGGGUAAAUUUAAAAACACUGCUUGCGACAUUUGUGGCAAAACCUUUGCUUGUCAGAGUGCCUUGGACAUUCACUACAGAAGUCAUACCAAAGAGAGACCAUUUAUUUGCACAGUCUGCAAUCGUGGCUUUUCCACCAAGGGUAAUUUGAAGCAACACAUGUUGACACAUCAGAUGCGGGAUCUACCAUCACAGCUCUUUGAGCCCAGUUCCAACCUUGGCCCCAAUCAGAACUCGGCGGUGAUACCCGCCAACUCGUUGGCGUCUCUCAUCAAGACAGAGGUCAACGGCUUCGUGCAUGUGACUCCUCAGGACAGUAAGGACACCCCCGCCAGUCACGUCCCUUCUGGGCCUCUGUCAUCCUCCGCCACGUCCCCAGUUCUGCUUCCAGCUCUGCCCAGGAGAACCCCCAAACAGCACUACUGCAACACGUGUGGUAAGACCUUCUCCUCGUCGAGUGCCCUGCAGAUUCAUGAGAGAACUCACACUGGAGAGAAACCCUUUGCUUGCACUAUUUGUGGAAGAGCUUUCACAACAAAAGGCAAUCUUAAGGUACACAUGGGCACUCACAUGUGGAAUAGUACCCCCGCCCGCCGGGGUCGCCGGCUCUCUGUGGAUGGCCCUAUGACAUUUCUAGGAGGCAAUCCCGUCAAGUUCCCAGAAAUGUUCCAGAAGGAUUUGGCGGCCAGGUCAGGAAGUGGGGAUCCUUCCAGUUUCUGGAAUCAGUACGCAGCCGCGCUUUCCAACGGGCUGGCGAUGAAGGCCAACGAGAUCUCCGUCAUUCAGAAUGGGGGCAUCCCUCCAAUUCCUGGAAGCCUGGGCAGUGGAAGCAGCUCACCUAUUAGUGGGCUGACGGGAAACCUGGAGAAGCUCCAGAGCUCAGAGCCCAGCGCACCCCUGGCUGGCCUGGAGAAGAUGGCAAGCAGUGAGAACGGAACCAACUUCCGUUUCACCCGCUUCGUGGAAGACAGCAAAGAGAUCGUCACAAGUUAAAGGCCCUUUGGCUGGAGAGGGAGCAUCCCCCAUUCAGAAUGAGACCCACGGUUGCUUCCUCCUCCUUGCCCUGUCCCUCCCAAACCUUCUGGUUCCCCCACAGCGCCCCCCCCCACCCCGCCCAGAUCUCUGAACUACAACCUUCUGAAGACAUUCUUUUGUACCUUGUUCAACUUCUAGAGUUCUAAGAAAGCUUAUUUAUUAGUGAUAUAACCUGGCUUUGCAAACAGAAUGCAAGCGUUAACUUUGGUCUUCUGUAUUUUUGGACUAAAUACUAAUUGACUAGAGUCCUGUAAACUUGCUGUAACAUUUAUGGCAAUUGCAAGUUGCCCUGCUAGGCGGUCUUAAUCUGGCAUUAACUUAUUUUCUAUAUCCAGUUUAAUAUGAAUCUGGUGUUGAUGCAAUGCCUCAGUGAUGCAUUAGCUCUCUAAUAAAAUCUGUAUAUAAAUGUAUACUUUGAUCCUGCUGGAAAAUUUUAUCAGCAAACACAUUGUCUAAUCUUUCAAAACAAAUUUAAGGAAAGGACUGAAAGUACAGACUGAACUGUGUGGUUCUUUGAAAGGUUUGGGUUUUUUUUGGGGGGGGGGUUUGUUUUGAUUCUAAAAUUCAACCUGCUUUUUUUUUUUUUUUUUGUAGAUUUAACCCUUUCCGUUUUGAACUGCUAUUUGUAUUGUGCUUUUUACUUGAGUCGUCCUCAAUGUUAAUAAGUUUCUGUACAGUGAUAAGCACGCAGAAUUCUUUAGAGAAAAAUACAAGUGUUGUUUUGGUAGUUGAAACUAAGACGUAACAUUUUGCCUUGUAGGUAUAUUCACAAUAGAAAAUGUGUGCUGGAAUUUCACAAUGCUGCUAAGAAUAGCAUCUUGAACAACCUUCAGUGGAGAAAAUGUAGAUGCUCUUGUAUAUAUAAAAAGAAAUAUCACUUUCAUUAAAAUGUACAUAUGUUCCUUACAAGAGCAAAUGCUUCUUCUUGAUCAAGAGAGCAGGUAUAGUGUUUGUUUAUUUUGUAUUAGGUAUGGAAGGAAAAAAAAAAAAAUGGACUGUUACAUGCACUUUCUUGGAAAGUUGAAAGGAAGGGGGGGUCCAAUUUCUUUAACAUUUAAUACUUACUAACAACAGAGAUACUGUAAUUUUACUCAAGUAAUCAAAUACAUUUUUUUUUGCAACAGAUAAAA
Molecule: messenger RNA, 5557 nt
Organism: Cervus elaphus (red deer)
Lineage: Eukaryota; Metazoa; Chordata; Mammalia; Artiodactyla; Cervidae
Gene: SALL1
Product: spalt like transcription factor 1
Exons: 3
Coding region: 432-4385 (1317 amino acids)
Biological process (GO): regulation of transcription by RNA polymerase II
Cellular component (GO): nucleus
Molecular function (GO): RNA polymerase II cis-regulatory region sequence-specific DNA binding; DNA-binding transcription factor activity, RNA polymerase II-specific
Source: RefSeq, a predicted model, not a curated record